Molecule: messenger RNA, 2001 nt
Organism: Penicillium taxi
Lineage: Eukaryota; Fungi; Ascomycota; Eurotiomycetes; Eurotiales; Aspergillaceae
Product: ChAPs family protein
Exons: 8
Coding region: 1-2001 (666 amino acids)
Biological process (GO): Golgi to plasma membrane transport
Cellular component (GO): exomer complex
Molecular function (GO): protein binding
Source: RefSeq, a predicted model, not a curated record
AUGGUCGCGCCCGCUGUUCCUGAGAUCCAUGAGGAGGAGGACAUCUUUGUUGCCGUCGAUGCGCGAACAGAGCCCCCGGAUCUGGUAUACCUGGUGAAGCAACCAAAGGCCAAUUCUACUCGCCAGACCGGCGUUUACCAUCAUGUCACUGGAAUCGAUGCCUCCUCGUCAGCCAGCCUAGCUGCAUACGUCAACACCCUCACGUUCUCCCCCCUCGACAAGACACACAAAGUUGUAUCUGGAAUCUACUGUUGCUACAAUGCCUUCUCCCAUCUGGAUAUGCGAGUCGAGGUCAAAAUUCCCGGAAGCUUAGAAAGCUACUGCAUCGAUGAGCGAGGUGACAAGCGCGUGGCUACCGAGGCCCUUUGGCUAGAAACAUUCCUUUGCGGAGUCUUGCGCGCCUAUUUGUAUGCUGAUGAUGGAAGUGGAGAUGCUAUUAAGAAGAUUGUCGGCGUGCGACGCUUCAACCCCGUGACGAACACAGAAAUGGAGCACAAGUUCUUAGAUGCGGCUGGCAAGCUGUUCUUCCUUGGCCGCCAGCUCAGCUCUGACCCUGAAACCCAAGUUCCUAACACCGUAAGCAACCACCUGACUUCAGGUAUCCUUAAGUAUAUCUAUACAACUGGUCGUUACACAUCCGGCAUCAAUUUGUUUGAGAAGCUGCGCACGCGUGAUGUUGAGGUGUCGUCCCUGCUGGCCCGGGUACAAAUUAUGGCUGAUGAGGAAGUACAAGCCGUGCGGUUGAUGUACGACGCUCUCCAAGAUGUUCCGAUGGACUACGCUUUGCUCGAUUGCCAAGCCGAUUUCUGUCAAAGCAAAGGUGAGGGUGAAAUGGCCUUGGAGUGUGCCAAACGCGCGGUAACCGCCGCCCCAAGCGAGUUCAGCACUUGGGCUCGUCUGGCCGAGGUUUAUGUUGGGAUGGAACAAUGGGACUUGGCACUUCUCACCUUGAACUCGUGUCCUAUGUUCACUUACCAGGACAAAGAUACACCACGCAUGCCUCAGCCAUCCCGCAUUAUGCUUCCGAUUCUCGCCGAGAGCAUUCUGGACGAGAUUGACGAAGGUCAGCCCAAGCAAGGAGAUCCUCAUGACUAUGUUCACCCUUCUCUCCGGAAGCUACAUGCUGCAGGAUACCAGGGAACAUUCUUGAAGGCCUACAAUCUGUUGACGAAAGUUGCUGCCGCAAUUGGAUGGGAUCAGCUUCUGAAAAUUCGCAGUGAGGUCUUCGUAAUGGAAGAAGAAUAUCGUGUCGAGAGACAUCAUGUGCCCAAGCCUGCACAGUCACUGGAUGCCGAAACUAACGGAGAUACCGCGGAUGAGGAUGAUGGUUCCGGUUCUGUUGUCGAUCGCGCUGAGCCCACUACCAAUGGCGACGGAAAUGAGAAUACCGGCGAGAACACUAUUGAGCGCCCUGAGCAAACAGUGGCCUCCGAGGUUGCUAAGCCCGGAAAUGAUGUUCCUGAUCCAUCACACAACGAUUACACGCAUUUCCGCAAUAAGCGCCUGUGUGAGCGAUGGCUGGAUAACCUUUUCAUGGUUUUGUAUGAAGAUCUUCGCAUUUACACUAUCUGGCGAACCGAGAUGGCCCAGUUCCGUCAGCAGGCGAUGGAAUACAAAAAAUCAGCAACGGAAUGGGAAAUCCUUGGUGAGCUCGCAAAUCGACUUCACCACUUUGAUGAGAGUAUUGAGGCAUAUCAGAGCUGCCUUGCGAUUCGCUUUUCUCCCAAAGCCACACGUGGCAUUUUGAAGUUGUUCGAGCAAAGGAACGAUACCAGGGCCAUGCUGGGUGCCUUGAUUCGUCUGAUCGCAUGGCAAUAUCGCUGGUACUCUGAGUUCUCUCCGGAGCUUCUAUACAUGAUGCGCAAGCUCAUCGAAGACGAAGGUGCUGUUAAGGUUCGCAGCAUCGUUCAGGCUACCAACCUGCCCCAAUCUGUUCUGGAUCUCACACAUCAAUACUGUCAGCUCUGCGCUACUUUCCGUAGCAGCGGAAGUGACGCCUAA